Messenger RNA from Darwinula stevensoni, 1262 nucleotides. NCBI's taxonomy places the organism in Eukaryota, Metazoa, Arthropoda, Ostracoda, Podocopida, Darwinulidae. The record is from the annotation of a GenBank genome assembly.
GGAGAAAAUAAAAAAAAGAGACAAACAGCUUGAGAAUAGGACACCUAAGAAAAACAAAUAUUUCAUGUCAGUCUGGCUCCCUCUGAGGCCAGAAAAGGAGGAGUAGGGAGAACAUGGACUCCCUCUGUGCUCUCUACAUCUUUACUGCCCUCCUGCUUUCUUCAUUCCCAUAUGGGAAAGGAGCAGAUGUUAGGGGCAAAGGGAACCACAAUGAGACAGGAAACAUGAUAGAGUUGCUGCAGAGGAUAAGUGAGGAGAUGCCAACUUUGUCUGGACUUCGGAACAGCAUUGGUGUUGCCCUUGAGAAUCUCCAUACCCUGGACUUCAGGCUGACCCAGGUGGAGAUGCAAGGGAAGGACCAGCAGACAGCAGCGAGAGCAGAAUGGCAAAGCCAGAACCGUGUACUUGAGACACUAAAUUGGGAAAUCAGCAAGAUCUCAACUUUGACUGAGGUCCUUCGGCAGGACCUCCAUACACUUAACCAGGCUGUGUUAGAGGUGAAGUUUCACCUCAAUCAUGAGGAACCUGCCAAUAAAAGUCUAGCAUUGGGUGUUGAACGAGUGUCAAGCAACAAGCUGAGACUCAUGUCAGCCACAUUGAUCAGCCUCAAGGGAUCUUUAGCAACAAUGGAGUCUGCCAUGACAGGAAUAGUCCAAAAUGUCACCUACAUCACCAAUAUAUCAAGGGCAUUGGAUGGACGAUUGAGGCAGACAGUGACCAGAUCUGACCUUCAUAACAAACUGCUAGACCUCAAGGACCAUAUGCAACCACACCACUGUCCUUCACCCCUGCCAUCAGGGACAAAUGAAAGAGUCCCACGUUCCUGUUCUGAAGUAGCAGCUGAAAUGCCUUCAGGCAUUUACUUGCUUCAACCAAAGGGUUUGCUCAAGCCUUGGUUUGCAUAUUGUGACAUGAAGACACAGGAUGGAGGCUGGACGGUGAUGCAUCAUCGUUAUGAGGGACAGCAGGAGUUCUACAGAGACUGGCAUGAUUACAAACAUGGCUUUGGGAACUUAGGAGGAGAAUUUUGGCUUGGCUUGGAAAAAAUCCAUCUCCUGACUUCCCAGGAGGUGUGUGAGCUGAGAAUUGAACUUGAGGAUUUUGAUGGAGUGAAGGUGGUUGCCAGUUAUGAGGCAUUUGCAGUAGGCAGCGAAGUUGAGGGCUACAGUCUGAAACUCCUGGGGAAAUAUGAUGGAGAUGCUGGUUUGACACUCUUUAUGCUAUUGGAGAGAUAUAUUGAAUUUUCCUAUUGGUCCCCCUGA